Messenger RNA from Closterium sp. Yama58-4, 3981 nucleotides. The record is from the annotation of a GenBank genome assembly. Lineage: Eukaryota; Viridiplantae; Streptophyta; Zygnematophyceae; Desmidiales; Closteriaceae.
AUGGGUGGUAACGAGCGCAUUUUAAGCAGGGAGCAUGUGCAGCAGGGAGCACGUGUGCAGCAGGGAGCACGUGUGCAGCAGGGAGCACGUGUGCACGUGUGCAGCAGGAGCACGUGUGCAGCAGAGAGCACGUGUGCAGCAGAGAGCACGUGUGCAGCAGAGAGCACGUGUGCAGCAGAGAGCACGUGUGCAGCAGAGAGCACGUGUGCAGCAGAGAGCACGUGUGCAGCAGAGAGCACGUGUGCAGCAGAGAGCACGUGUGCAGCAGAGAGCACGUGUGCAGCAGAGAGCACGUGUGCAGCAGAGAGCACGUGUGCAGCAGAGAGCACGUGUGCAGCAGAGAGCACGUGUGCAGCAGAGAGCACGUGUGCAGCAGAGAGCACGUGUGCAGCAGAGAGCACGUGUGCAGCAGAGAGCACGUGUGCAGCAGAGAGCACGUGUGCAGCAGAGAGCACGUGUGCAGCAGAGAGCACGUGUGCAGCAGAGAGCACGUGUGCAGCAGAGAGCACGUGUGCAGCAGAGAGCACGUGUGCAGCAGAGAGCACGUGUGCAGCAGAGAGCACGUGUGCAGCAGAGAGCACGUGUGCAGCAGAGAGCACGUGUGCAGCAGGGAGCACGUGUGCAGCAGGGAGCACGUGUGCAGCAGAGAGCACGUGUGCAGCAGAGAGCACGUGUGCAGCAGAGAGCACGUGUGCAGCAGAGAGCACGUGUGCAGCAGAGAGCACGUGUGCAGCAGAGAGCACGUGUGCAGCAGAGAGCACGUGUGCAGCAGAGAGCACGUGUGCAGCAGAGAGCACGUGUGCAGCAGAGAGCACGUGUGCAGCAGAGAGCACGUGUGCAGCAGAGAGCACGUGUGCAGCAGAGAGCACGUGUGCAGCAGAGAGCACGUGUGCAGCAGAGAGCACGUGUGCAGCAGGAGCACGUGUGCAGCAGAGAGCACGUGUGCAGCAGAGAGCACGUGUGCAGCAGAGAGCACGUGUGCAGCAGAGAGCACGUGUGCAGCAGAGAGCACGUGUGCAGCAGAGAGCACGUGUGCAGCAGAGAGCACGUGUGCAGCAGAGAGCACGUGUGCAGCAGAGAGCACGUGUGCAGCAGAGAGCACGUGUGCAGCAGGGAGCACGUGUGCAGCAGAGAGCACGUGUGCAGCAGAGAGCACGUGUGCAGCAGAGAGCACAGAGCACGUGUGCAGCAGAGAGCACGUGUGCAGCAGAGAGCACGUGUGCAGCAGAGAGCACGUGUGCAGCAGAGAGCACGUGUGCAGCAGAGAGCACGUGUGCAGCAGAGAGCACGUGUGCAGCAGAGAGCACGUGUGCAGCAGAGAGCACGUGUGCAGCAGAGAGCACGUGUGCAGCAGAGAGCACGUGUGCAGCAGAGAGCACGUGUGCAGCAGAGAGCACGUGUGCAGCAGAGAGCACGUGUGCAGCAGAGAGCACGUGUGCAGCAGAGAGCACGUGUGCAGCAGAGAGCACGUGUGCAGCAGGGAGCACGUGUGCAGCAGGGAGCACGUGUGCAGCAGAGAGCACGUGUGCAGCAGAGAGCACGUGUGCAGCAGAGAGCACGUGUGCAGCAGAGAGCACGUGUGCAGCAGAGAGCACGUGUGCAGCAGAGAGCACGUGUGCAGCAGAGAGCACGUGUGCAGCAGAGAGCACGUGUGCAGCAGAGAGCACGUGUGCAGCAGAGAGCACGUGUGCAGCAGAGAGCACGUGUGCAGCAGAGAGCACGUGUGCAGCAGAGAGCACGUGUGCAGCAGAGAGCACGUGUGCAGCAGAGAGCACGUGUGCAGCAGAGAGCACGUGUGCAGCAGAGAGCACGUGUGCAGCAGGGAGCACGUGUGCAGCAGAGAGCACGUGUGCAGCAGAGAGCACGUGUGCAGCAGAGAGCACGUGUGCAGCAGAGAGCACGUGUGCAGCAGAGAGCACGUGUGCAGCAGAGAGCACGUGUGCAGCAGAGAGCACGUGUGCAGCAGAGAGCACGUGUGCAGCAGAGAGCACGUGUGCAGCAGAGAGCACGUGUGCAGCAGAGAGCACGUGUGCAGCAGAGAGCACGUGUGCAGCAGAGAGCACGUGUGCAGCAGAGAGCACGUGUGCAGCAGAGAGCACGUGUGCAGCAGAGAGCACGUGUGCAGCAGAGAGCACGUGUGCAGCAGAGAGCACGUGUGCAGCAGAGAGCACGAGCACGUGUGCAGCAGAGAGCACGUGUGCAGCAGAGAGCACGUGUGCAGCAGAGAGCACGUGUGCAGCAGAGAGCACGUGUGCAGCAGAGAGCACGUGUGCAGCAGAGAGCACGUGUGCAGCAGAGAGCACGUGUGCAGCAGAGAGCACGUGUGCAGCAGAGAGCACGUGUGCAGCAGAGAGCACGUGUGCAGCAGAGAGCACGUGUGCAGCAGAGAGCACGUGUGCAGCAGAGAGCACGUGUGCAGCAGAGAGCACGUGUGCAGCAGAGAGCACGUGUGCAGCAGAGAGCACGUGUGCAGCAGAGAGCACGUGUGCAGCAGAGAGCACGUGUGCAGCAGAGAGCACGUGUGCAGCAGAGAGCACGUGUGCAGCAGAGAGCACGUGUGCAGCAGAGAGCACGUGUGCAGCAGAGAGCACGUGUGCAGCAGAGAGCACGUGUGCAGCAGGGAGCACGUGUGCAGCAGAGAGCACGUGUGCAGCAGAGAGCACGUGUGCAGCAGAGAGCACGUGUGCAGCAGAGAGCACGUGUGCAGCAGAGAGCACGUGUGCAGCAGAGAGCACGUGUGCAGCAGAGAGCACGUGUGCAGCAGGGAGCACGUGUGCAGCAGAGAGCACGUGUGCAGCAGAGAGCACGUGUGCAGCAGAGAGCACGUGUGCAGCAGAGAGCACGUGUGCAGCAGAGAGCACGUGUGCAGCAGAGAGCACGUGUGCAGCAGAGAGCACGUGUGCAGCAGAGAGCACGUGUGCAGCAGAGAGCACGUGUGCAGCAGAGAGCACGUGUGCAGCAGAGAGCACGUGUGCAGCAGAGAGCACGUGUGCAGCAGAGAGCACGUGUGCAGCAGAGAGCACGUGUGCAGCAGAGAGCACGUGUGCAGCAGAGAGCACGUGUGCAGCAGAGAGCACGUGUGCAGCAGAGAGCACGUGUGCAGCAGAGAGCACGUGUGCAGCAGAGAGCACGUGUGCAGCAGGGAGCACGUGUGCAGCAGGGAGCACGUGUGCAGCAGAGAGCACGUGUGCAGCAGAGAGCACGUGUGCAGCAGAGAGCACGUGUGCAGCAGAGAGCACGUGUGCAGCAGAGAGCACGUGUGCAGCAGAGAGCACGUGUGCAGCAGAGAGCACGUGUGCAGCAGAGAGCACGUGUGCAGCAGAGAGCACGUGUGCAGCAGAGAGCACGUGUGCAGCAGAGAGCACGUGUGCAGCAGAGAGCACGUGUGCAGCAGAGAGCACGUGUGCAGCAGAGAGCACGUGUGCAGCAGAGAGCACGUGUGCAGCAGAGAGCACGUGUGCAGCAGAGAGCACGUGUGCAGCAGAGAGCACGUGUGCAGCAGAGAGCACGUGUGCAGCAGAGAGCACGUGUGCAGCAGAGAGCACGUGUGCAGCAGAGAGCACGUGUGCAGCAGAGAGCACGUGUGCAGCAGAGAGCACGUGUGCAGCAGAGAGCACGUGUGCAGCAGAGAGCACGUGUGCAGCAGAGAGCACGUGUGCAGCAGAGAGCACGUGUGCAGCAGAGAGCACGUGUGCAGCAGAGAGCACGUGUGCAGCAGAGAGCACGUGUGCAGCAGAAAUCACGUGUGCAGCAGAAAUCACGUGUGCAGCAGAAAUCACGUGUGCAGCAGAAAUCACGUGUGCAGCAGAAAUCACGUGUGCAGCAGAAAUCACGUGUGCAGCAGAGAGUCAAGGCAAGAAACGGGGGCGACGAAAGAUUGCCCUUGCCUGCUAUGUGUUACUCUACUUCACUCCAUCUCACCUGCUGCUGGCUCAACUGCUGCGCUGCUGCAGCGAGUGCAUGGUCGUCCUGCCUCGCUAG